Messenger RNA from Arabidopsis lyrata subsp. lyrata, 1352 nucleotides. RefSeq names its product phosphoglycerate mutase-like protein. Gene Ontology annotation, molecular function: phosphatase activity. The record is from RefSeq and is a predicted model, not a curated record. Gene Ontology annotation, cellular component: cytoplasm. The transcript has 9 exons. NCBI's taxonomy places the organism in Eukaryota, Viridiplantae, Streptophyta, Magnoliopsida, Brassicales, Brassicaceae. Bases 243 to 1022 code for a protein of 259 amino acids.
GUUGACGUGACCCAUUCAAUAUUUUAUGAACCAUUUAAAACUCCAAUAUACUUUCAACUUUCAAAGUGGUUUCUGAGGAGCUUCCAUGAAACUGACUGGUGAUAGACUGAUAGUGGAUAUAUUCUGUAUAAUUUCUAUAUAUAUAUGAUGAUCAAGAACAUGAAAGGACGAAGAAAAUGAAAAAUGGUUUUGUAAAUUAAUAAUAUUGUAGGUAGUUUAAGAAGGUCUCUACGCUUAGAUACAUGGAUUUAUGUGGAGCUAUGUUGCGCCUCUCAUCGCCUAAUUUCAAAACCCUUCAUUUGGUGAGGCAUGCACAAGGAAUCCACAAUAUAGCAUUAGAAGAGGAGGGAGAGAAACCUGAAUCAGAAAAGCUGUUUGAUGCCCACCUCUCUCCAAAAGGUUUGCAACAGGUUUCUGAAAGGCGCAACCAAAUCCUUGAAUCAGGAUUACUAAACACUAUCGAGUUAGUUAUUACCUCUCCGCUGCGCAGAGCAAUGGAAACUUCAAUAGGAAUAUUUAGGGGCCAAGAAGAUGUAAAUAUAUCCGACGACUUUCCAAAAGCUAACAACUUCCCUCCAAUUGUAGCACUUGAGAUCUGUAGAGAACGAAUGGGACUCUAUCCGUGUGAUCGUAGAGCAAGUUUAAGUACUCGCCGCACUUGGUUUCCUGAGAUCGACUUUACAAUGAUAGAGAGUGAUGAAGAUGCUCUAUGGCAAGACAAGGAAAGGGAAAAACUAGAGGAUGUUGCUACUAGAGGUCUUCACUUUGUUAAAUGGUUAUGGGAGAGACCAGAAAAUGAAAUAGCAAUUGUGAGCCAUGGGAUUUUCUUGCAACAAACACUUCGUGCGCUGCAUGAAAAAGUUGGCAUACCUCUUGAAGAUAGUCUCCUUACUAGGUUUGCCAAUUGUGAACUCCGGUCAAUUCGGAUAGAAAAGAGUGACAUGGAAGCGGAUACAAUAACGACUUGUAAUUGUAGAAAUUACGUUACUCCACCUUCAACUUCCAUUCACACGCUUGAAUAGAAGGCAUGUAUGUAUACGAACUGUGUUUUCUUUUCCAAGCUACACACAUGGAGAUUCGAACCAAUGAGUAUGUCCCCGGACAACCACAAUGGUUACUCAACUAAGAAGCAAGUCCUUCAAAGACACAGCUUUGAAGCUAAUAUAUAUCCCAUUACCAAGCUACUAGCAAACCACUAUUACAUUGUUAGGUUUCACGAACUUCCAAUUCAAAAUCAAUUGUUAAUGAAUGAAUUGGUUUAUGUAUUAUUGUAAAGUUUUAAAUGGAGUCGACCAACAGCAUUAUAAAAUAUUAUAUAAAUUAAAUACUGCAAAAACUGUAAGAUUUCUAAA